UUCAUGGGUUCCCAGCGGAAUGCCGGAUAUCGUCUUUUCCAGGAAUUCCACGACGAUGACUACGUCCUUGUAUCUGGGGAUGGUCACCGCUCUUUGAUCACCAUGAAGCUACGAAGUGGAUGGGUUUGUGCAAGCAUUUAAAGAGAUCCAUUUGUCCUCAAAGACCAGCAACGAAACGGGGUAAACCUCCUAACAUAAUAGUCAUCUCUCACACGCAAUGGAAAAGACAGUUGAAGUCUUCCACGAUGUAACGACAAAACCAGGUGAGACGACCAUGGUUGAGGAUCUCGCUCCCAAAGUCGAACAAGCACGAGUGGCUGCCGAAGAGGAACAUCAACUUUCGGUUUGGGAUGCUCUGACCAAGAACAAGGUCGUGGUGUUCUGGUGUGUUUUUUUCGCCUUCAGUGCUAUCGGAUGGGGAUUUGAUGCACAGGUCAAUGGUGCCAUGAUCUCAGUACCACAGUUUCGCCUCACGUUCGGGUACAUCUACCAAGGUCAAGCAGUCAUUCCGGCGAGUUGGCAAAGUGGCUUCAAUAGCAUUUCCAGCGUCGGACAGUUCUUUGGUGGAUUUGCCUGCUCGUGGCUUUCUGACCGCAUCGGCCGCAAGAAGUCUCUUCUCAUGGGUCUAGCCUUUGUGACUGGCGGUAUCUUCGGAGAGGUCUUUUCGAGCACUCGACCAGCCUUUCUCAUCGGCAAAUUGAUCCUGGGUGUCGGACUAGGUUUCUACCUCACCAUUGGACCCUUGUACUGUUCCGAGGUGGCCCCGGUUGUCCUCCGUGGAAUGAUCACUGGAGGUAUCAAUUUCGCAAUAGUCAUUGGCCAACUUUUGUCCAACGCAGUCAUCAAGGGAUUUGGAGACAGAGAUGACCGUUGGGCGUUUAGGGGGCCUUUUGCGGUGCAAUUUCUGUUUGUUGCAAUCCUUCUUGUGGGGGUAUGGUUUGCUCCUGAAUCCCCAUGGCAUUUCGUUCGACACGGUCAAAUCGAGGAUGCACGACGCUCGCUACAGCGCCUCCACGGCCACGAUGUCGACGUCACCCCUAGACUUGCCAUGAUCGUCCGAACCGUCGAGGAAGACAUGGAACUAUCCAAAUCCGCGAGAUGGAUCCAGUGCUUCCAAGGCACCAACCUUGUCCGCACCACGAUUUCCGUCGGUGCCUUUGCUUGUCAACACUUGUCCGGAAUUGUGUUCGUCCUCGGCUUUUCGACCUACUUUUUCGAACUCGCGGGUAUCCAAACCAGCCACGCGUUCGACUUGGGUGUUGGUGUUACGGCUUGCGGUGUCGUCGGCGUCAUGAUUUCUUGGAUGGCCAUCAACACUCUGGGUCGCAGGAAACUCUUCGUCUGGGGCAUGAUCGGCAUGACGAUUGUGCUUGUGCUCAUGGGCAUCCUCGACGUUGUCCACACCUCCGCCGCUCGCUGGGUCCAAGCGUCUUGCACCGUGGUGUACGCUCUCAUUUACCAAAUCACCAUCGGAUGCAUUGCAUUUGCACUCCUCGGCGAAGUUUCCACCCCUUCUCUCCGUGCAAAGACGGUCGGACUGGCCACCGCUUGCCAGGCUGUUUUUGGGACCGUCAUGAACAUCGUCGUACCGUAUAUGGUCAACCCGGACAAGGCGAACUUGAAAGGCAAGGUCGGAUUUGUCUUUGGCGGUGCUUGCCUGCUUGGGACCAUAUGGAGCUACUUUUACAUUCCCGAGCUCAAAGGUCGCACUUUCCAGGAGAUUGAUUAUCUGUUUCAUCAUCGGGUCCCUCCUAGGAAAAUGGGAAGUUAUGACCUCGAUGAAGUUGAAGAUGGUUUGUGAUGAUAGCAUGAUAAGGAUAGGGCGAUGGUGAUGGUGGUUGUUAUUGGAAAUGCAUUCACUCUCGGAUACUAGGACUUCCUUACCAUUUGAGAUACUGCCGUCACCUUCGUCACUACAUUCACUACCUUCACCUCUCCCUCCAAAAAAGAACAAAAAAAUCCUGAUCCUGCAGGAAAAACAAAAAGUUUGGAGAUUCGAACCUCCGGCUUCUGAUACUUAUCCCGACUAUGAACCCUUCAUACCUUCUAUGACAGAAGAUACUACAGUAGUCAUGGAAACCCAGCCGACUCCCAAGUUUAAUCCACUGAAGCGUAGGUUUCCAAGGAUAAGCCCAACCUCCAAACCAAUUAG
Messenger RNA from Exophiala oligosperma, 2152 nucleotides. RefSeq lists its product as uncharacterized. Gene Ontology annotation, biological process: transmembrane transport; carbohydrate transport. The record is from RefSeq and is a predicted model, not a curated record. The transcript has 4 exons. The coding region runs from base 218 to 1801 and encodes 527 amino acids. Gene Ontology annotation, molecular function: carbohydrate:proton symporter activity. Gene Ontology annotation, cellular component: membrane. Lineage: Eukaryota; Fungi; Ascomycota; Eurotiomycetes; Chaetothyriales; Herpotrichiellaceae.